AUGCCGCGCCCCAACAAACGGCAACGGCACUUGCAGCUUGUGAGAGCUGUUCUGGAAAAGAAGAGGACUGAAGCUAGGCAAGCAGAAACCGCAGCCAAAAGUGACAAAGUAGAAGACGGACACGAAGGAAAUGGCACCAAAAAGACGGAAUGUGAGAUUGAAGCGGUGGAAGACGGACAUAAAUGGAAUGGCAAUCAAGAGGCGAAAAGUUUGAGUGUUGAGGAAGAUAAUAUUGAGCUUGAAAUUGAGGAGUUCAUGGUGGAGGAAACGGCGGGUAUCCUUGACAAAAUUGAAGAGGUGGUUAAGUUUGCCCGCAGUAACCGAUCUAUGCAUUACAUUGGCAACGCACCGAGAAUCCAACGCCGUAAGCGUGCUGAACAGAGGUAG
Molecule: messenger RNA, 387 nt
Organism: Peronospora matthiolae
Lineage: Eukaryota; Oomycota; Peronosporomycetes; Peronosporales; Peronosporaceae
Source: the annotation of a GenBank genome assembly